Pollicipes pollicipes is the source of this 998-nucleotide messenger RNA. RefSeq lists its product as uncharacterized. Lineage: Eukaryota; Metazoa; Arthropoda; Thecostraca; Pollicipedomorpha; Pollicipedidae. The record is from RefSeq and is a predicted model, not a curated record. Bases 156 to 998 code for a protein of 280 amino acids. The transcript has 8 exons.
GCGAGGGCGCGUGAGGCUGCAGCUGCGCGCGCGUGUCGGACGCCGAGCGGCGCCUGUGUCGUGUAGAGUCGACCGAGGCUACUCGAGUGGAGUUGACCGAGGCUUCAGAAGCCGCUGACAGGUGCACUCGGACAGCUCAGUCGUAGCCAGUCAUUAUGAGCCGGGCGAUGAAGCAAAGCACCCGGUCCACACUGCACAUCGGCUUCGGCGUUCUCGGUCUGCUCUCCUUCCUGCUCGUGCUGUUCUUCAACUACAGCACAUCAAACCAGAACCUAGGUCUUUUCUAUCAACCGACGGGGAACAUCUCCAACAAAUAUGAGGUAUUCAUUACCCCAUCCAGUUGGACGUUCAUCAUAUGGGCUGUUAUCUACACGUGGAUGGCAGUCGCACUGAUCUAUGCACUGUCCCAGCUGUGCCGGCGCACAGAGCAGGGCCCGCUCUAUCUGAACCCGGUGACGGUGCCGGUGCAGUUCUGGCUGCUGUUCGUGCUGAACCAGGCGCUGAACAUCAGCUGGCUGUUCGUGUGGGACCGCGAGCUGCUGACGGCGGCGGCCGUCUUCCUCGCCCUGGUCGUCAUCACCAACUGGCUGGCCAUGUACACACUUCACGCCAGGCUGUACGUGGACGGGUCACCACAGCCGAUGCCCAGUGCCCGUGAACUGCUGCUGCUGCGGCUUUGCGUACACAACGGCUUGGCGGUCUACACGGCCUGGACGACCGUGGCGGCGCUGCUCAACCUGGACAUCGCCCUGGUGCACGUGGGCCAGGCGUCCAACGAGGUGUCCAGCGCCGCCAUAGCUCUGGUGCUGGCCGCCAUUAUUGUUUCAUGGCUCAUUCUGGAGGUCACGGUAUUGGACCGCUACACGCGCUGGACGCUCUCGCCCGGCUUCACUCUGGUGUGGGCGCUGGCCGGCGUGUUCGACAAAAACUACGAGCGCGCCUCGGGCGCCAUGCCGACAGUGUUGGCGGUGGUGCUGGGCGUGGCGCGACGAUGGUAG